UUUUCAUGGUGACCCAAGUUUCAUGGCAACAUGUCCUAAACAUGAUGAUGGGUGAAGGAGGGUCUUUCUCAACUGGUGAGGGCUAAUCGGGUAAUCCUACAGGAUUUCUGAAGGGAAAUUAAAUAAAUCUAGGGGUAUGUCGCGAAGACCAUCGGGCAAGUGGCAACACUAAUUUAGAUAUUGAAAUUGUUUUGUAUCCGGCUAAUAAAUAAAUAAAAAAAAAAUAUAUAUUGAAAUUUUAGUAAUCUAAAUAAUUCAUACGAAUAAUACGUUACUAUUUUAAAAACUAUAAAGAUUUUCUAUUUGAGUAAUUAUGUUUCUGCAACCCAGAUUAUUCAAUGAGUUCUUGGCAAAAUCAGGAUUUGACACACAAGUGUAUGAUGCUAUGGAAAGCGAUGACUUAGCUGAUGUUGUUAUAGUAGCACUCAAUAUUCUAAAAAAAACCAAUAAUCUUCCAGACAUGCCAAAAUUAAUGAAAUCUGAAGCUUUGUCUAAUACACUUCGAGAAGCAGGAAAUAAAUAUCUUCCAACUAAGCAAUAUAACUCAUCAUUACACUGCUAUAACAAAGCACUUGCAUGUGCACCAUAUAAUUCAAAGGCAAUGGCGUUAGCUUACAGUAAUAGAUCGUUUAUUAUGUUUUUAUUAAAACGGUUUCAAAAUUGUAUAACGGAUAUAGACCGUUGUUUCUCAUCUGGUUGUCCAGACUAUAUUAAGCAAAAGCUACUUAAAAGAAGAGAAGAUGCAAAUAAGUUUUCUGUCAUGGAUUCACUCUCAUUAAAUACUCUUAAAGUCUUUACUAAUAAUUUUUUUAAUUUUAAUGCUGUUUGUCAUACAGAUGUUCCUUUUGUUUCUAAGGACAUUAAUAUUGAAGUAGAGUUUUCACAACCAAAAAUUACUGCUGCUAAUUUUAUUAACAGUGGUACAAUAAUUGCUGUGGAAGAAGCAUAUAUGACAGGGUUAUUAGCAGAUAACCAAUUUAAUACCUGUUAUAAUUGUCUCUCUAUAACACCUAAUUUGAUACCUUGCAGCACCUGUUGUUCCGCAUUAUUCUGUAGUGAAAAAUGUAAACAAAAUUGUAAUGAGCAAUACCAUAAAUAUGAGUGUGACAUUGUAAAUGUAAUAGAAAAGUUUUGUAAUGGUGGUGGACCAAAUUUGAUGAUUAAAUCAGUUUUAAAGCUGAAAACUAAAUUAAAAUGGAAUGAAUUUAUUAAAGAAUCUAAAUCAAUGGGAAACAGUAGAAUUGUAAAAAGUACUAUCAGGGAAGUAUUUAAUUCCGCAAGUGAAUGUUCAUUGCUAACAUUUCCUGAAAAUAGAACAUUUGUUCAUGGUAUUAUGUACAAUGCUAGCUUUUUAUGUGCAGCUUUAUUGCAUUAUGUCUUUAAAAUUCCAAGGUUUAUGCCCACUUCAAAUAAAGAUGAAGCUCUCAGAGCUCUAGCACGGGUAAUGAUGUAUUUAUGUGUUUUUGGUUCACCAAGUUAUGUCACUCAGGCUGUGACUGAUUUAGUAAGUGACAGAACAAUACCCCAAAAACAUGCAAAUUUUGCUUGGUACAUAUUUUAUUCAAAGCUGAAACAUGAAUGCAAACCAAAUGUUAUUGUCUCAUGGAUAAACAAUAAAGCAGUAUUAAUUGCUGUUAAGAAAAUAAUGCCUGGAGAAGAAAUAACCACUUCGUGUAUUGAACCAACAUUUAAGAUGUCGGAGCAUGAUGUAAAUAUAGAUCUACUUGUGGGCAAAGGACAAGUUUGCACAUGUAUAAAAUGCACAAAAAAAGACUCUAAGAAUGAUACCCUGUCUAGCGCUCAAACAGAAUUUAUAAAAAAAAUUGGAUUUAAUGUAUUGCAUUCAAAUGUUGAUGUAUGGCAUAUAAAUAAAGUAUCAGAAAAAUGCAAAGAAAUAAUGAAUGUUUUAACUGAUGUACCACAUUCUAAAGAGUAUCUCUGUGCUUUGACCCAAUUUCGAAAGUGUCUUAUACUGUGUGAGGCAUUGGAAACUCAAAAUUUUUGUAUUCUAUAAAUGUCCUUAAAAAUUAAAAAAAAAAUCCUAAAUGUCAUUUCAUAUAAGCCAUAUAUUGUAAUUAAAAAAGAUUCA
This is a messenger RNA of Pieris rapae (cabbage white), 2089 nucleotides long. RefSeq names its product SET and MYND domain-containing protein 4. The record is from RefSeq and is a predicted model, not a curated record. NCBI's taxonomy places the organism in Eukaryota, Metazoa, Arthropoda, Insecta, Lepidoptera, Pieridae. Bases 314 to 2014 code for a protein of 566 amino acids. Gene Ontology annotation, molecular function: protein binding. The transcript has 2 exons.